AUGAGGAUCCUCAUCAAGGGAGGUGUGUGGAAGAACACAGAGGAUGAGAUCCUCAAGGCCGCGGUCAUGAAGUAUGGCCUAAACCAGUGGGCCCGCAUCUCGUCACUGCUCACCCGGAAGUCGGCCAAGCAGUGCAAGGCCAGGUGGUACGAGUGGCUGGACCCCGCCAUCAAGAAGACGGAAUGGACGCGGGAGGAGGACGAGAAGCUGCUGCACCUGGCCAAGCUCAUGCCUACGCAGUGGCGCACCAUAGCCCCCAUCGUGGGCAGGACGCCGGUGCAGUGCCUGGAGCGAUACGAGAAGCUCCUGGACAUGGCGGCUGGGAAGGAGACGUACGACCCCACGGACGACCCCCGGCGCCUCCGCCCCGGCGAGAUCGAUCCUAACCCGGAGUCAAAGCCUGCCCGCCCCGACCCCAUCGACAUGGACGAGGACGAGAAGGAGAUGCUGUCGGAGGCGCGGGCCAGAUUAGCAAAUACCAAGGGGAAGAAGGCAAAGCGCAAAGCGCGCGAGAAGCAGCUGGAGGAGGCGCGGCGCCUGGCAACGCUGCAGAAGAAGCGCGAACUCAAGGCUGCCGGCAUUGAGGUGCGGGAGCGGACGCGGCGCGGGGGCGCCAUCGACUACUCCAAGGAGGUGCCCUUUGAGCGGCGAGCCGCCGCCGGCUUCUUCGACACGCGCGAGGAGGCGACGCGGACCUCGGAAAUGCAGGAGGACUUCCGGCCCAUCACAGUGGACGAGCUGGAGGGGCGCAAGCGCAAGGACAUCGAGAAGGAGCUGAUCAAGGCCGACCUGGCCAAGGCGCGUGUGGCCGAGCGCGCCAACGCCCCGGCGGCCCUGGCGCGCGCGCUGGCGGCCAACGAGGCCUCCGCGGGCCCCGUACGGCGCGGGAAGCUCAUGCUCCCCGCGCCGGCCGUGACUGACGAGGAGCUGGAGGCGCUGGCGCGCGGCGGGUACGCCGCGGCCGACCGCGACGCUGACGUGGCGGCGGGCGGCAGCGCCGCCACGCCCAACCUGGCGGCGCUCACCGCCGGCGCCACGCCGCUGCUGGGCGGGGAGAACCCGGUGCUGCACCCCUCGGACUUCUCGGGGGUCACCCCACGCGCGACGCCGGCCGCCACGCCGGGGACGCACGCGCUCGGGGGGACCCCAGCCGCCACGCUGGGGACGCACGCGCUGGGCGGCGUGGCGAUUGCCGCCACGCCGCGCGGCGGGCGGGUCUCGGGCGGCGGUGCCACGCCGGCGCCGGUGCCCACGCCGCUGCGCGACGCGCUCGGGCUGAACGAGGCCGCGGCCAGCGCAAGCUCCAAGCGCGAGGAGGCCGCGCGCUUGGCCCUGCUGCGCAACGACCUGCGCGCGGGGCUGGCCCAGCUUCCGGGCCCUCGCAACGAGUACCAGGCCGACGCCCUGCGUCGCGCCUCGGCGCUGCUGGGCGCCGAGCUGGCGGCGCUGCUGGCCUACGAGGCCGAGGCCUUCCCCGCCAAGGCGGAGAAGGGGAAGGGAAAGGGGGCGGCGGCGGCGCACCAGGCCGCGAGUCUGCCCCCGCUGGAGCAGCUGGCCGCGCGCGAGGCGGAGGCCGGGCCUGCGCGCGUCGCUGAGCUGGCGGCGCUGGUGGCCGCGCAGCGCGCGCGCGAGGCCGCGCUGCAGGACAGGUACCGCGCGGCGCGCGACGCGGUGCUGGACGCCCGGCGGCCCCUGCCCCAAGCGGCGGCGUGA
Auxenochlorella protothecoides is the source of this 1713-nucleotide messenger RNA. RefSeq names its product Cell division cycle 5-like protein. The transcript has 9 exons. The record is from RefSeq and is a predicted model, not a curated record. Lineage: Eukaryota; Viridiplantae; Chlorophyta; Trebouxiophyceae; Chlorellales; Chlorellaceae. The coding region runs from base 1 to 1713 and encodes 570 amino acids. Gene Ontology annotation, biological process: mRNA splicing, via spliceosome. Gene Ontology annotation, cellular component: spliceosomal complex; Prp19 complex.